Molecule: messenger RNA, 1489 nt
Organism: Jaculus jaculus (lesser Egyptian jerboa)
Lineage: Eukaryota; Metazoa; Chordata; Mammalia; Rodentia; Dipodidae
Gene: Anxa3
Product: annexin A3
Exons: 13
Coding region: 84-1202 (372 amino acids)
Cellular component (GO): cytoplasm
Molecular function (GO): calcium-dependent phospholipid binding; calcium ion binding; phospholipase inhibitor activity
Source: RefSeq, a predicted model, not a curated record
CGUCUCCCUGCUGGGGUCUUGGCGGGCCCAAGUUCACACCCAGAGGCGGCAUCCGCAUUCCUAAAACUCUCGGGGACAUCAAAAUGUCGGAAUGGACCUCAGCGUCCACCUGGGCCUGGCCACCAUGGACCUCAGAGUUCAGAACGUUAACCACACUCAUCUUACUUUUUCGUUACUGUGAUCUCAGCUUAAGGAAAAAACAAAAACAAAAACAAAAACGGUGGGAUAUCAUGGCAUCUAUCUGGGUUGGAUCUCGAGGAACCAUAAGAGAUUACCCUGGCUUUAGCCCAUCUGUGGAUGCUGAAGCCAUUCGCAAGGCCAUCAGAGGAAUUGGAACCGACGAGAAAACACUCAUUCGCAUUCUCACUGAGAGAUCUAAUGCACAGCGACAGCUGAUCGUCAGGGAAUAUCAAGCAGCUUAUGAACAGGAGCUGAAAGAUGACUUGAAGGGGGAUCUCUCUGGCAACCUGAAACACAUCAUGGUGGCUCUCGUGACCCCGCCAGCCGUGUUUGAUGCAAAGCAGCUGAAGAAGUCUAUGAAGGGGACUGGAACUGAUGAAGAUGCCUUGAUUGAGAUCUUAACUACCAGGACAAGCAGGCAAAUGAAGGAGAUCUCUCAGGCCUAUUAUACAGUGUAUAAGAAGAGUCUUGGAGAUGACAUUAGUUCUGAAACAUCUGGUGACUUCCGGAAAGCUCUGUUGACUUUGGCUGAUGGUAGAAGAGAUGAAAGUCUGAAAGUGGAUGAACAUCUGGCCAAAAAAGAUGCCCAGAUUCUCUACAAUGCUGGCGAGAACAAAUGGGGCACGGAUGAAGAUAAAUUUACUGAGGUCCUGUGCUUAAGGAGCUUUCCUCAACUAAAACUAACAUUUGAUGAAUAUAGAAAUAUUUGCCAGAAGGACAUUGAGGACAGCAUUAAAGGAGAAUUGUCUGGGCAUUUUGAAGAUCUACUUUUGGCCAUAGUUCAUUGUACAAAGAAUACACCUGCCUUUUUAGCUGGAAGACUGCAUCGGGCUUUGAAGGGUGCUGGAACUGAUGAGUUUACUCUGAACCGAAUAAUGGUUUCCAGAUCAGAGAUUGACUUGUUGGACAUUCGACAUGAGUUCAAGAAGCACUGCAGCUAUUCUCUAUAUUCAGCAAUUAAAUCAGAUACUUCUGGGGACUAUGAAACCACACUGUUGAAGAUCUGUGGAGAAGAUGACUGAAUGAAGAGACAGUCUCCGGAGGAUGGCAGGCAACUGCUCUGCCUCUGUCUUUCUUUAAAAGUUCAAAUAAGCAUAAAACUGCUCUGCUUAACAGAAGCUUUAGGCUCUAGUGCAAUAGAAAGUGAUUAUUUUAGAGCAUUUCAUUCAUAAAGUAGCAGUUUGCAAGUGAAACUUAAAAUGACAUGCUAAUUCUAUUCAAAUUAUAUUUGUGCUUAGAAUGUCAAAAUAUGAGUAAUUUUAAACUAUUACAUAUAAGCCAGGUAAUAAAAAUCUUUGCAUUUGUUCAA